AUGUCCUUCAACUCUCAUAACGAUGGUAAAGGCCCAAAACGUAGAAGCGGCUUGUUUGGUAGCAUUCGCGAUAAAAUAAGUCGUUCUACAAGCACUGCAUCGAAAACCGGUAGUUCAAUCUCCUCUACACAGCAGAAGAACUUCCCAGAUAAUGCGCCUCCACCAGCGUAUACCUCUACAUCUUCUACGUCGUACAAAAAUCCUUCUACGUCUUACAAUAAUUCUCCUACAACAUACAACACUGCUUCUACAUCUCACACUUCUCCUACAUCCUACAGCAGCACUUUUACAUUCCGCCACACUUCUACAGUCCCCCAGACUACUGAAAAUGUUCCACCACAUGACCUCGACUCAUCACCAUAUGCUCUCCUCUCCACAUUCGAUACCAUCCUUCUAAUCGAUGAUUCUACUAGCAUGGGAUGGGAUGCUGAGCCUACGGCUUGGCAACAAGUCUUUCUAGCUCUCCAAACCAUAGCACCCAUCAUUACUGCCUAUGACGCUGAUGGAAUUGAUGUUUACUUCAUGAAUCACAAAAGUAACAACAAGGGUAAUGAGAACGAAGGCGUUGCCCCCACCGGCUACUACGGCAUUCAAGAUGCAGCUAAAGUUGAAGAAGUAUGGAGUAUGGUAGACGAACCGAAGGGUCUAACUCCCACCGGCCGGCGCAUCAGAGAUAUCCUUUCUCCUUACAUGAAGCGACUCAAGAAAGAAAUGAAAGCAGGUCGAGAUGUCAAACCAUUAAAUCUCAUCGUCAUAACCGACGGCGCUGCCUCGGAUGAUCCCGAAUCAGAAAUCGUCAAAGUCGCCAAGGAGCUCGAUGCACUCGACGCACCACUCACACAAGUAGGCAUCCAAUUCUUCCAAGUAGGAAAGGUGGCGUCGGCGAAACAAGCAUUGGAGGACCUUGAUGAUGCUUUGGAGCACAGGUAUAAGAUUAGAGAUAUGGUUGAUACUGUUACAUGGAAUGGGCGUGAUACCGAAGCAGGACUGACUGGGGAUGGAAUCGUGAAGGCUGUACUAGGUGCGAUUAUCAAGAAACUUGAUCGCAAGCCUGCUAGUGGGGAGCACCCUAGGCGUUAA
Molecule: messenger RNA, 1080 nt
Organism: Sclerotinia borealis F-4128
Lineage: Eukaryota; Fungi; Ascomycota; Leotiomycetes; Helotiales; Sclerotiniaceae
Source: the annotation of a GenBank genome assembly